Messenger RNA from Pyricularia pennisetigena, 1545 nucleotides. RefSeq lists its product as uncharacterized. The transcript is spliced from 3 exons. Bases 1 to 1545 code for a protein of 514 amino acids. Gene Ontology annotation, cellular component: membrane. Gene Ontology annotation, biological process: transmembrane transport. The record is from RefSeq and is a predicted model, not a curated record. Lineage: Eukaryota; Fungi; Ascomycota; Sordariomycetes; Magnaporthales; Pyriculariaceae. Gene Ontology annotation, molecular function: transmembrane transporter activity.
AUGUCGACUGGAAGAAUAGACCCGCCACCGUCGGACACGGAAAAGGACGUCAAGGUCAACCCCCAGCACGACUCUGAUGGAUCGUCACCCGACGUCGAGGCGUUGCACUCGGAAGGCGUCGCGCCGCCGGGGGCCAUUCCGGGUGCCAACAACAAUGCCGUCAGCUUGGAGAGGGAGAAGUCCAUUCUCAGAAAGUUGGACAAGCGGAUUGUGCCCAUGGUGAUGUGGACAUAUCUGAUGAACAUGAUGGAUCGAGUCAACAUCGGAAACGCUCGUCUUUUCAGCAUGGAAGAGGACUUGGGAAUGCAAGGCGGCCAGUUCCAACUGGCCGUCUCGGUCCUUUUCAUCACCUACUGUCUCUUUGAGGCCCCCUCCAACAUGAUCAUCAAGAAGAUGAAGCCCGCCCGCUAUCUAGCCGGCCUGACCCUCGCCUGGGGCGUCGUCGCGACUCUCUCUGCGCUCGUCAACAACUUCGCCUCGCUCGUCGCCUGCCGUCUGAUCCUCGGUCUUCUCGAGGCCGGUUUCUUCCCCGGCGUGGUUCUGUACCUGUCCAUGUUCUACGGCCGGAGGUCGCUCGCCCUGCGCAUCGCCCUCUUCUACGGCACGGCCGCGUUAUCAGGAGCGGCCGGCGGCCUGGUCGCGUAUGGCAUCAGCUUCAUGAACGGGUUCAACGGCUGGAACGCGUGGCGGUGGAUCAUCCUCAUCAACGGUCUUCCCACCAUCGUCACGGGCGUCGUCAUUCCCUUUGUGCUGCCCAACAGCCCCGAGACGACAAAGUUCCUCGAUGAGAGCGAGAAGCGCGACCUCGUCCUGAUUCACGAGGCCCAGGUCGGCCGCGCAAAGAACCUGACCCACAUGGUCAAGGAGGACGUCUGGGAUGCCGUUCGCGACUGGACCACGUGGACCUACUGCAUCGCCCUGUUCCCGCAGCUCAUCAUGUUGUACUCGUUCGUUGUGUUCCUGCCCACCAUCAUCAACGGCCUGGGCACCUGGACCCCGGCCGAGGUCCAGGCCAUGACCAUCCCUGUCUACAUGUUUGGCGCCAUCGUCUACGUUCUCUGCGCCUGGCAGAGCGACAAGACCCAGAGGCGAGGCUACUUUAUCAUCGGCGCCAUCUGCUCCGCCAUGGUCGGCUACGGCAUGCUGUACGCCGACGCCGGAGCCGGAGCGAGCUACGCGGGCUGCUUCUUCGUGUCUGUCGGCAUCUUCCUUUCGGCCGGGAUUUCAUUCGCCUGGGUGCCUGUCAACAACCCGAGGUACGGCAAGCGCGCCUUCUCGACGGGUAUGCAUUUGACCAUUGGCAACUCUUCCGGCGUCGCCGCUCCCUUCUUGUUCCUCGGCACCGACGGCUUCCGCACGGGAUACACCAUCAGCUUGAUCCUCUUGGCGUUUGGCCUGAUCCUCAACGUCAUUCUGCACUUGCACUUUAGGCGUCAGAACAAGUUGCGUGAUGCAGGUGAGCAGGACUACCUGAUGGAGGGAAAGACGCAGUUGGAGCUUGAGGCUAUGGGCGAGAGGAACCCGCAGUUUAGGUUCGCCAUCUGA